Messenger RNA from Rhinichthys klamathensis goyatoka, 2188 nucleotides. RefSeq lists its product as uncharacterized. Gene Ontology annotation, biological process: antibacterial humoral response; innate immune response. Gene Ontology annotation, molecular function: peptidase inhibitor activity. The transcript is spliced from 6 exons. Lineage: Eukaryota; Metazoa; Chordata; Actinopteri; Cypriniformes; Leuciscidae. The coding region runs from base 149 to 2188 and encodes 679 amino acids. The record is from RefSeq and is a predicted model, not a curated record. Gene Ontology annotation, cellular component: extracellular region.
UAGCGUUUGUUGUGGGACUCAGAUGGUAUUUUGAUGCAGCAACAGGGUUUUCCUUUGUAGUUUUGUGGUCCUCGCUGUCCGCCCCUGCUGACUCACUAAUUCAGUGCAUCUUCCAGCAGAGUUGAUUGUGAGAUCGCAGGUCGAGAGGAUGACAGCUCAAGUGUACUGCUUGUUUAGUGCGGUUUUAUUGUGUAUGUCUGCUUGUUUGAGCACAACACACGCUGGAGUCCUAGUCUCCGGUCAGUGUCCGGCGAUGCUGACGGUCGUGCCGUCCCGUCGAGGAUGCACUUCUGAUAGAGACUGCUCUGGAGGACACAAAUGCUGUCAAUUUCCCUGUGGGCGCUCGUGUGUGCCGCCUGUUUUCACAAAGCCAGGAGAGUGUCCAAGCACAAAUUUUGGAGCAGAAACGUGUGCCGAGUUGUGUUACUAUGACAGUGACUGUCCGAACAAUGAGAAAUGCUGCAGCAAUGGAUGUGGACAUCAGUGUAUGGCUCCAUUUGCAGUGAGGCCUGCAGCCGAACCACCGAAGCCUUCCGCCGAAAUGCCGGAGCCUUCUGCCGAAAUGCCGGAGCCUUCUGCCGAACUGCCGGAGCCUUCUGCCGAACUGCCGGAGCCUUCUACCGAAAUGCCUGAGCCGGAGCCUUCUGCCGAACUGCCUGAGCCGGAGCCUUCUGCCGAACUGCUGGAGCCUUCCGACGAACUGCCAGAGCCACCUGCAGCCGAACCCGCGAAGCCUCCUGUGAAGCCUGCAGCCGAACCCGCGAAGCCUCCUGUGAAGCCUGCAGCCGAACCCGCGAAGCCUCCUGUGAAGCCUGCAGCCGAACCCGCGAAGCCUCCUGUGAAGCGUGCAGCCGAACCCGCGAAGCCUGCAGCCGAACCCGCGAAGCCUCCUGUGAAGCCUGCAGCCGAACCCGCGAAGCCUCCUGUGAAGCCUGCAGCCGAACCGGCGAAGCCUCCAGCGAAGCCUCCAUUGAAGCCUGCUGCCGAACCCGCGAAGCCUCCAGUGAAGCCUGCUGCCGAAUUGCCCAAGCCUCCAGUGAAGCCUGCUGCUGAAUUGCCCAAGCCUCCAGUGAAGCCUGCUGCUGAAUUGCCCAAGCCUCCAGUGAAGCCUGCUGCUGAAUUGCCAAAGCCUCCAGUGUGUGCCGAAAACUCAAAGCCAGGAGAGUGUCCAAGCACAAAUUUUGGAGCAGAAACGUGUGCCGAGUUGUGUUACUAUGACAGUGACUGUCCGAACAAUGAGAAAUGCUGCAGCAAUAGAUGUGGACAUCAGUGUAUGGCUCCAUUUGCAGUGAAGCCUGCAGCCGAACCGCCGAAGCCUCCAAUGAAGCCUGCAGCAGAACCGAAGCCUCCAGUGAGGCCUGCAGGCGAACCUCCGAAGCCUCCAAUGAAGCCUGCAGCAGAACCGAAGCCUCCAGUGAGGCCUGCAGGCGAACCUCCGAAGCCUCCAAUGAAGCCUGCAGCAGAACCGAAGCCUCCAGUGAAGCCUGCAGCCGAACCACCGAAGCCUUCUGCCGAACUGCCGGAGCCUUCUGCCGAACUGCCGGAGCCUUCUGCCGAACUGCCGGAGCCUUCUGCCGAACUGCCGGAGCCUUCUGCCGAACUGCCGGAGCCUUCUGCCGAACUGCCGGAGCCUUCUGCCGAACUGCCUGAGCCGGAGCCUUCUGCCGAACUGCCGGAGCCUUCUGCCGAACUGCCUGAGCCGGAGCCUUCUGCCGAACUGCUGGAGCCUUCCGACGAACUGCCAGAGCCACCUGCAGCCGAACCCGCGAAGCCUCCUGUGAAGCCUGCAGCCGAACCCGCGAAGCCUCCUGUGAAGCCUGCAGCCGAACCCGCGAAGCCUCCUGUGAAGCGUGCAGCCGAACCCGCGAAGCCUGCAGCCGAACCCGCGAAGCCUCCUGUGAAGCCUGCAGCCGAACCCGCGAAGCCUCCUGUGAAGCCUGCAGCCGAACCGGCGAAGCCUCCAUUGAAGCCUGCUGCCGAACCCGCGAAGCCUCCAGUGAAGCCUGCUGCCGAAUUGCCCAAGCCUCCAGUGAAGCCUGCUGCUGAAUUGCCCAAGCCUCCAGUGAAGCCUGCUGCUGAAUUGCCCAAGCCUCCAGUGAAGCCUGCUGCUGAAUUGCCAAAGCCUCCAGUGUGUGCCGAAAACUGUCACCAAACUCACCCUUAUGGCCAAUGUCCUGGCCAUAAGUAA